AUGGUGGAGCAGUCCCCUGAUGCCAUUGCCAGUGUGGAGCAGUCCCCUGAUGCCAUUGCCAAUGUGGAGCAGUCCCCUGAUGGUGGUGCCAGUUUAGAGCAGUCACCUGAAGCUGGUGCCAGUGGGGAGCAGUCCCCUGAUGCUGGUGCCAGCGUGGAGCAGUCCCCUGAUGCCGGUGCCAGUGUGGAGCAGUCCUCUGAUGCCACUGCCAGCAUGGAGCAGUCUCUGGAUGCCGGUGCAAGCUUGGAGCAGUCCCCUGAUGACGGUGCCAGUGUGGAGCCGUCACCUGAUGUAGGUGCCAGUGUGGAGCAGUCCAAUGAUGCUGGUGCCGGCGUGGAUCAGUCCUCUGAUGCUGGUGCCAGCCUGGAGCAGUUCCCUGCUGCCAUUGCUGGAGUGAAGCAGUCUCUUGAUGCUGGUCCCAGUGUGGAGCAGUCUCCUGAUGCUGGUCCCAGUGUGGAGCAGUCUCAUGAUGCUGGUCUCAGCAUGGAGCAGUCCCUUGAUGCCGGUCCCGGUGUGGAGCAGUCUCUUGAUACUGGUCCCAGCAUGGAGCAGUUCUCUGAUGCCGGUUCCAGUGUGGAGCAGUCUCUUGAUACCGGUCCCAGCAUGGAGCAGUCCCUUGAUGCCAAUCCCAACGUGGAGGUGCACUGA
This is a messenger RNA of Liolophura sinensis, 648 nucleotides long. Its product is annotated as chloride intracellular channel protein 6-like. The record is from RefSeq and is a predicted model, not a curated record. Lineage: Eukaryota; Metazoa; Mollusca; Polyplacophora; Chitonida; Chitonidae. The transcript has a single exon. Bases 1 to 648 code for a protein of 215 amino acids.